Selaginella moellendorffii is the source of this 3319-nucleotide messenger RNA. RefSeq lists its product as uncharacterized. Gene Ontology annotation, biological process: RNA processing; RNA modification. The record is from RefSeq and is a predicted model, not a curated record. The coding region runs from base 1 to 3240 and encodes 1079 amino acids. Gene Ontology annotation, molecular function: protein binding; RNA binding. The transcript is spliced from 11 exons. NCBI's taxonomy places the organism in Eukaryota, Viridiplantae, Streptophyta, Lycopodiopsida, Selaginellales, Selaginellaceae.
AUGCCCGGGAUCAACAUGUUUACGUGGACAAUCAUGCUUCAUGCAUAUGCCCGAAACGGGCAACUUGAGAAAGCAGCACAGUCUUUUGAUUUGAUGCCUCAGCGCGAUGUUGUUGCCUGGAACUCUAUCCUGCAGAUUUUUGGGGAGCACGAGAAAGUUGACGAUGCACGAAAGACAUUCAUGGAGAUGCCGGCCAGAACAAUCUCGAGCUGGAACGUGCUUCUUACUGCAUAUGCCCAAAACGGGUAUUUGCAAGAUGCGAUGGCCGUUUUUGAUCGGCUGCCCUUCUCGGACGUCGUGUCGUGGACGAGUCUGUUUGGGUUCCAUGCCAAGAACGGGUAUAUGAACGAGGCCAGGAUGAUUUUUCUCACAAUGCCUGAGAAGAACUCCACGUCUUGGACCACCAUCAUCUCGGCUCUCAUGCGGUGUGGCGAUUUCCAGGCCGCCAAGAACUUCUUUGGCAAGAUGCCCCACCAUGCUCGAGUGGUGUGGCUGGUUAUGAUGCAAGGCUACCUCCAAAACUUUCAGUUCGACGUUGCGGCCAGCAUGUUUGAUCGAAUGGAGGAAAAGGACAUUGUUUCGUGGAACAUUUUGAUCAAUGCCGUGGCGCAGAACGGCCAAGUCGGUCGAGCGAGAAAGAUCUUUGACGCGAUGCCCAAGCACGACAUGGCAACGUGGAACUCGAUGCUGAUCGCGUACGCCGAGAAAGGGAGGUUGAGUGACGCAAGGGCCAUCUUCGACAGCAUGACACACAGGAACAUCAUCUCGUGGAACUCGAUGACGCAGUCUUACAUUCUAAACGGCCACUUUGAGGAAGGAAAGAAGGUUUUCGAUCGAGCGCCUCAGGUGGACGUGAUUUCCACCAACAUGCUUCUCUCCGCCAAUGCCGAGGGAGGAAAUCUCGAAGAGUCGAAAUCCAUUUUUGACUCCAUGGUCAUGAGGGACGUUGUGUCGUGGAACGCCAUGGUUCACGCUUACGCCAUUCACAAUCUCCUCGAGAGUGCCGAGUCUACGUACCGGAGAAUGUCGCAGCACGACUUUGUGUCGAGGAAGACGAUGAUGGCGGCUUACGCUCGAGAGGGUGACUUGGAGCGAUCGAAGCUCUUUUUCGACGACAUGUCGGACAGAGACACGGUCUCCUGGAACACUCUGAUCGUUGCAUACGCUCAGCGCAACGAUGUCAAGAACGCAAAACUGGUUUUUGACAGCACUCCAGUGAAGAACCCGAUAUCCUGGAACGCGAUCAUGACAGUCCUCUCCCAAAACGGCCAUUACGCCGAAGCGCUCGAGUUCUUCCGCGAGAUGGAGCUCGAUGGUGGAAGCAAACCCACGGACGUUGGCUUCACCAAUGCAUUGGUAGCGUGCAGCUACGGUGGUCUCGUCGCCGAGGCCAGAGUUUUUUUCCUCUCCAUGGUCGAAGACCACAACUUAACACCGAGGUGGGAGCAGUACUGCUGCAUGGUGGACAUUCUCAGUCGAGCAGGACAAUUGGAAGACGCCGAAGAUCUCCUUCUGCUCCAUACGUGCUUUUGUCUAACAGCAUUGGUCAUCUCAAAGAGUAACGCUAAGCUAACUUCGUCUUCCAGAUGUUGCUGUCGCUACUUUUACACUUGGCUUCUCAUCUGGGUCUCGGCAUGGAGCUCCAACGACAAGUAUAGGACCAUGGGACUGUGUCAUUUGAGCAGCGGCUCCAAAAACACUGGCGGCUUCGUCCAGGUCAGGGAGCUUCUUCUUUGCGUAGAGCAUCGCAUUGGAGCUGACAAACCGGGCCCAAGGAGCUUCACGCAGCAGCAGCACAGCCUUUGUCAUGUCAUCUUCAUUUCGAGGCCCAGCCAUUUACAAAAGCAACGAAGGAUUGCAGUCCAAGUACGCUUCUCUGCUGGAAGAGAUGGAAUUAACGAGCAGGAUUUCACGUAUGAAGCAGACCGGAGCAGGCCUUUGAGACUUGUAACUCGGCCUUUACGCUCGGAAGAAUCGUCGCCCGAGUCCUUGCAAGAGAUUAGGCAGCUCAUCGGUAGCCGAGAAGUUUAUGUUCCCAGUGAGGCUGAGGAGGCCCAAAUACUAGAGCAAGUCUCAAGGAUAAAACAGCAAGCUUUAAGAGGAAGUCUGGUUGCAGCGCAUUCGGCAAUUCAGCAGUUGUAUGCAAAGUUUCCCAAUCACACUAGAGUUCUUGUUGAGUAUGCAUACAUUGAAGCGAGAAAAGGUAACCAAGCAGCUGCGGCAUCAUUGUUCUCCCGUGCAAUAACUAUCUUCGAAGAAACUGGCAACCUCAACUACGACUACGUGCUUACACUGCAAGGAUGGGGCUCCUCCGAAGCCAGAGCUUCCAAUUCGCUGAAAGCUCGAGUUUUGUUCGAGGAAUCCAUACGCGCAGCUGAAAAGCUGCAAGACCACUCCGAGCGAGCCAUCGUUUACGGCUUGCACGCGUGGGCUCUGGUGGAAGAUAAAGUUGGAAACUGGAGCCAGGCACGAGAGCUCUUGCAAAGAGCGGCAGCGAUUCAGCCCGGAAACGCUGUGGUUCAUCAGUCGAGAGCUCUCAUGGAAGCCCGUGCUCACAACUAUUCCUUGGCGCGCUCCAACUUUCGGCUGGCUGUCAAGGCGGACUCACACGAUGCAAAGUGCUGGCAGGCUUGGGCCUUGUUCGAGGCAAGCCAACGCAAGUUUCGAGAGAUGAGGCAGCUCUUCUACCGUGCUUAUCUCGUCAACACCAACGAUCUAUACACUCUCCAGGCAUGGGCUCAUCAAGAAGCGCUCAUUGGCACCACCAAGUCCAAGAACCGGGCUAGAAAAUUAUACCAACGAUGUGUGGAGAUCUCUCCAGAGAAUAUUUAUUCCUGGCAGUCGUGGGGUCUUUUGGAGGAGAGAUCGGGGAACCACCAAGGUGCUCGAGUGCUCUACGAACAGGGGCUUCGGAUCGAUCCUUCAAGCGUUCCCUGUCUCCAAGCAUACGCUCGCCUGGAAAAAAGCCAGGGGAACAUUGAGACUUCGAGAAAACUAUUGCAAGCUGCUCGGAAAAUUGAUCCUCACAAUGCUCCAUCGCUCAUGGAAUCCGGCCUGAUCGAGCUUGAGCUCGGGAACAACGACGUCGCUCGCGAAUUUUUCAAGCGCGCGCGGAAGAUCGACAGGGAAAAGAGCCGUAUCAAGAAGCGGAUGUUCAUCUCGCGCAAGACAUCGAGGUUGCAAAGCCCGGGAACCACCGUCAAAUUCGAAAAUCUAAAUCCGAGGCAAGCAACGGUCUAGAUGGGCGUGCCGAGACGGACGGUUCACAGUAAAAGAGCCUAGGAUAUACCCAUAAUUUGAAUUGCUCUUAAGCCCUAAA